AUGCAGCGGCAGACGGAGUUGCACUCGAAGCCGCCGGGGCAGACGCCCGUGGAGCCGCAGCAGACACCAUCGGUUUGGAUUUUGCAGUAUGGAGAGCCGGGACAGCACUGUGAUAGGGAAGGGCAGCAUCCGGUGUCUUGUAGGGGAGAGGUGUCAGCUUCGGAUCUCAAACUCCUACGCCUGUAUGCCGCGCCAACAUCAUCCACGAGGGUUAUCAGGGCUGAUAGACUCACCAGAGCACGGUACGUAUCCUGCGUCCACACAAGUGCGCUUGGAGAGGAAUCCAGUAUUGGACCAUUCGGAAACCAGCUCACGUCCAUUGAGGGCAUAGAGCCAGCGGGAGACGAGUACUUGAUAGGCGGUGUUCCCUCGAUCUCACCUGGAACAAGAGGGUACUCGCGCGACACAACGGAAUCGUCGCAUCUUGCAACUUGCAGGAGCAAGAAGGCUACAGCACUCAGAAAAGAGAGGCGCAGCCUUUGCUGUUUAGAUUGA
Messenger RNA from Pseudogymnoascus destructans, 495 nucleotides. RefSeq lists its product as uncharacterized. The record is from RefSeq and is a predicted model, not a curated record. Bases 1 to 495 code for a protein of 164 amino acids. Lineage: Eukaryota; Fungi; Ascomycota; Leotiomycetes; Thelebolales; Thelebolaceae. The transcript has a single exon.